UCAAACGACUCUUUUUACGCAGCUCUCUUUGAACCUUUCUUUCUUCAAUCUCUUCUUCAGUAAGCAGAUCCGAAUUCCGAAGCUCAUAUUAUGGCAACUAUCAAAUCCCUUAAGGCCCGUCAGAUCUUCGAUAGCCGUGGUAAUCCUACGGUUGAGGUUGAUGUCCAUUUGUCAAAUGGUGUUUGGGCUAGAGCUGCUGUUCCUAGUGGUGCAUCCACUGGAAUCUAUGAGGCCCUCGAGUUGAGAGAUGGAGGGUCUGACUACCUGGGAAAGGGUGUUUCAAAGGCUGUUAACAAUGUCAACUCAAUUAUUGCUCCAUCUCUCGUUGGCAAGGACCCAACAGACCAGACUGGUAUUGAUAACUUCAUGGUUCAUCAGCUUGAUGGAACUCAAAAUGAGUGGGGUUGGUGCAAGCAGAAGCUCGGCGCAAAUGCCAUCCUUGCUGUGUCACUUGCAGUGUGCAAAGCUGGUGCUGCUGUCAAGAACAUUCCGCUUUAUAAGCAUAUUGCUGACCUAGCCGGUAACAAGAAGUUGGUAUUGCCUGUUCCUGCUUUCAAUGUGAUCAAUGGUGGAUCCCAUGCUGGAAACAAACUUGCUAUGCAGGAAUUUAUGAUUCUUCCAGUUGGAGCUUCUAGUUUCAAGGAGGCUAUGAAGAUGGGUUGUGAAGUGUAUCAUCAUUUGAAGGCUGUGAUUAAGAAAAAGUAUGGACAAGAUGCCACUAAUGUUGGUGAUGAGGGUGGUUUCGCUCCUAAUAUCCAGGAGAACAAGGAGGGCCUUGAAUUGCUCAAGACAGCCAUUGAUAAAGCAGGUUAUACUGGAAAAGUUGUAAUUGGCAUGGAUGUUGCCGCAUCUGAAUUCUAUGGAAAGGACAAAACUUAUGAUCUGAACUUCAAAGAAGAGAACAAUAAUGGCUCACAAAAGAUCUCAGGUGACCAGCUCAAAGAUUUGUACAAGUCAUUCGUGUCUGAGUACCCUAUUGUUUCAAUUGAAGAUCCAUUUGACCAAGAUGACUGGGAAACCUACGCUAAGCUCACUGCUGAGAUUGGGGAGAAAGUACAGAUCGUGGGAGAUGACCUCCUUGUUACCAAUCCUAAGAGGGUUGCUAAGGCAAUCGAGGGGAAGACUUGCAAUGCGCUUCUUCUUAAGGUUAACCAAAUUGGAAGUGUGACUGAGAGUAUUGAAGCUGUAAAAAUGUCUAAGCGGGCUGGUUGGGGGGUGAUGACCAGUCACCGCAGUGGAGAGACAGAGGAUACCUUCAUCGCUGAUCUUGCUGUGGGUUUAUCAACUGGACAAAUCAAGACUGGAGCUCCCUGCAGGUCAGAGCGUCUCGCAAAGUAUAACCAGCUUUUGAGAAUUGAAGAGGAACUUGGGUCAGAUGCCAUUUAUGCUGGAGCAAGCUUCCGUGUACCUGUUGAGCCCUACUAAACUUGAUCUGGUAUUGUGAGAUGUAGUCUCUCUUUGGCUUAAUAAAUCGCCAUGCAUAUGAGUUAUCUUAGAUGGUCUAUGACCAGCUUUUUUCAACAGUUGUUUGUUCUGAGGUUUAACAGUGCUGAACUCAUGAGAAACAGUUCCUAUGGGCUAUGAGCAUGUUUCAUUUUUUGGCUGCUGGUUUUGUAACGGGGAAUACAGAUCAUAGUAAUUCUUAAAUUGAUGUUUUCAUAGUUUUGGUGUUGCA
Molecule: messenger RNA, 1675 nt
Organism: Nicotiana tabacum (common tobacco)
Lineage: Eukaryota; Viridiplantae; Streptophyta; Magnoliopsida; Solanales; Solanaceae
Product: enolase
Biological process (GO): glycolytic process
Cellular component (GO): phosphopyruvate hydratase complex
Molecular function (GO): phosphopyruvate hydratase activity; magnesium ion binding
Source: RefSeq, a predicted model, not a curated record